Eucalyptus grandis is the source of this 912-nucleotide messenger RNA. RefSeq lists its product as uncharacterized. NCBI's taxonomy places the organism in Eukaryota, Viridiplantae, Streptophyta, Magnoliopsida, Myrtales, Myrtaceae. The record is from RefSeq and is a predicted model, not a curated record. The coding region runs from base 1 to 912 and encodes 303 amino acids. Gene Ontology annotation, biological process: shoot system development; root development. The transcript has a single exon.
AUGGCUUCCUUCUCAGCAAAGAACAAUGCCAAGUACUCUGUUAGAUCCAUUAGCCUGCCUUCCAGAUUCCACCCCGCCACCGCCAAGGUGGAUGGUGAACUCAACAAGCUCAAGUCGUGGGAAGCUAGCUCGACUUCGUCUUCCGGGUCAAUCCAGGCCGGGAUCUUGGGCUUGGAGGAGUUGUACAUUUCCAUGGAUGAGCUUCUCAACAUGGCCUCAACCAGGCAAGUCCUCUCGUGCAAUCAGGACAAGAGGUUCACCGAUGAACUCUUGGAUGGAUCUGUACGGCUCAUCGAUAUUUGUGGCUCUGCCAGGGAGAUUUUGUCAAGUAUUAAGGAAAAUGUUGGAGUGCUUCGAUCUGCGAUCCGGCGGAGAAAGGGCGACUCAAACAUCCAAGCCGAGAUCAUUGGUUACAACAACUUGAGGAAGAAAACAAAGAAGGAUGUGAAAGGAUUGGUUUCUUCAUUGAAGAAAAUGGAAGCAAACUUCGGAGCCUCAUUGCUCUCGGUUCAGAAUCCCGCUGAUCAGCAUUGGCUGGCCGUUGUAAAGGUCCUAAGGGAAGUUAAUUUUUCAAGUAUUUUGAUAUUUCAAUCUCUCAUGUCGUUCCUAGCCCCACCAACGUCAAAGCCGAAACAGAUUCGGUGGCCACUGAUCACAAAACUGAUGCACAAGGGCACGAUAGCCUGCGAUGGAAACCAAGAUGACGAGAACGAGAUUGAAUGUGUUGAUGUCACCUUGAGUGAUCUCAGUAAAUGUCUCUCCCGUGGAGGAGUUGGCGCUGAGAGAUUGCAGAUCACAAACGAGCAGCUGGUGAACCUAGAGGUCUGCAUUGGAAGCCUUGAGGAUGACGUGGAACGCUUGUUUAGGCACUUGAUUAAGACGAGGGCUUCUCUUUUGAACAUCCUCUCUUAG